AUGCUGAAGAUUCCCGUCAUUGACCUUCAUCACUACAAGGUCACUGGCAGCAAGGCUGAGUGUGAAAAAGCAGCCGACUCACUGCAUAGAUUUGGUGUUUUUUGUGUUCGCGAUGAGCGAGCUGCAGAUAGCGACAACGAUGCUUUUCUCGACAUGAUGGAGCGAUACUUUGAGUCAGCAGACUUUUUAGAGGACGCACGUCCAGAAUAUCACUAUCAGGUCGGCGUCACUCCUGAAGGUAAAGAACGUGCACGAAACCAUUGCGCUCGCGUCGAAAAGCUCGAGAAACAGCAUGUUCCAGUAUCUCUGUGUCCACCCGAAGCAGAUAAAAAGAGUCGAUUUUUCUGGCGUGUUGGUGAACGUCCAUCUCAUACCGCGUUUCAAGAACUUAAUGCAGACCCAGUAAUUCCUCGCCAAUUUCCAGAAUGGGAAAAUAUCAUGAACAUGUGGGGUCAUAAAAUGCUAGACACAAUUACAGAUCUCGUGGAACUUGUAGCUCUUGGACUUGGAUUAGACAAAGAUGCCCUGGCAAAUCGCAUUAAGUUUGGUCCGCACUUAUUGGCACCAACCGGCAGCAAUUUUCAUAAAUUCAACCAAUUGAAUGAUGUUUUAGCGGCAUAUCAUUAUGAUCUCAAUUUGCUAACUAUCCACGGCAAAUCUCGCUUUCCUGGACUAUUUAUUUGGCUUCGAGAUGGCACACGCACAGCUGUGACAAUUCCUGAUGGUUGUUUAUUAGUUCAAGCGGGGAAACAGAUGGAAUAUCUCACAGGUGGUUACAUUCAAGCGGGUUUUCAUGAGGUUAUAGUGGCAGACUCGACUCUUCGUGUAAUCACUCAGCGCAAACUAUCAGGUAAAAGUCUCUGGCGCGUAUCGUCAACACUAUUCGCACAUACUGCAUCUGAUACAAUACUCGAACCAUUAGCACAUUUUGCGACACCCGAAGCAUGCAGAAAGUAUCCAUCAAUACUGGCAGGUAAUCAAGUUCUCAAAGAGCUUUCCCAAAUAGAUCUUGGAACUGCAUUUCACCGUCAAACUACAUAA
Messenger RNA from Plasmopara halstedii, 1041 nucleotides. RefSeq names its product Isopenicillin N synthase-like. The record is from RefSeq and is a predicted model, not a curated record. Lineage: Eukaryota; Oomycota; Peronosporomycetes; Peronosporales; Peronosporaceae. The transcript has 4 exons. Bases 1 to 1041 code for a protein of 346 amino acids.